CGAACAGUGAAGGUGUGAUCGACUGAGCUUAAGGAUCAUGUGUAGCUCCGAGACGUGUAGGGGCAUGAAACGUUUCUCUUCUGCUGACACUGUCGUGUUUUGGUGGUACAUUUGCUGCUGUUGGUUGCUUCCUGCGGUGUAUGGCACUAAUUUUGCUUCGUCAUUGAUGAAAAUGCAGUGGAAACUUCCCAAGUUGUUCAAGUACGAUGAUUUCGACGAGUGUAGAAAGGGAAACCCGCGUUUUCAGUAUUGUAUAGUGCAAGCCGUGAUUCGUCCUAAUGAAAGCUCCGACAUUUGGCAUAAUAUCAGUCUGCUUUCGGCAAACCCUCUGAACUUCCCGCAUGAUCACCUUGAGCGCGGUAUUUGCCUUCACGAUUGCCUGCGACGCGUCUUCCCGGUCGAGCAGCUCGAGAUUGACCAGAUGGAAAUAUUAGCGAGCAACGAUGAACUGCGACUCGAUUAUCUCAGUCGAUGUGUCAAUAUGGAACUUGAAGCUUCCCAUCAGCUACAAACUUCGGCAUCGAUUUUGCACUGCUUGUCCGAGGAAAAUUUCCUGAGCAGUUUUGGAUUGGCUGAUCAGUGCUUCCUCGGGAUGGUUAUCGCACUUGUUCUGCUGGUUGGCGUUGCAACCGUGCGAGACUGCAAAGGAAGUGAUAGCAAAUAUGAUCAACUAAUUCAACCGUUUUCGCUACCACACAACAUCAACAAAUUAUUGAAUACAGCCAAAUCUGAUGGCAGUCUCCCACAUCUGGAAGGAUUGCGUGCCCUUUUUAUGCUGGUCAUUAUUCUAGUGCACUCGUCACUACCGUUCAUACGAAUGCCUCUGAACAACCCAGAAGACAUGGAAUCACAAACCAAUCAUCUUACCUUUCCAAUCUGGAACUCGGGCAAUACGCACAUGAUCACAUUUUUCUUCGCCCUCGGUGGAAUGGUGUUGGCGGUCAGUUUUCUCAGCCAAAUAGAAAGGUCACCCACGGUGGACUUUCGCUUUCUGUUGAAGAAACUGUUGAACCGAUUGGCACGACUCGUACCUGCAUAUGCAUUCGUCAUAUUCUACCAGGCGACGCUGUUCAAACGUACCAAACAGAGGCCUCACGCCGCUAGGUUCAAUGAUUAUUGCAGUGAAUACUGGUGGACGAAUCUGCUAUUCAUCAACAACUAUGUUCACUUGGAUGAACCAUGCAUGAAAUUCGGUUGGUAUCUUGGAGCAGAUUUUCAGCUUUUUCUGAUCGGUAUGGCUAUCAUGACGCUGAUUUGGAAGUUUCCCAAAACGAAAAAGGCCUGUAUCGGUGUGGUAGUAUUCGUCAGUUUUUGGGUUCCCGGUUACGUGAUCUACGUUGAAAAGUUGGAUGCAACGAUGAUGUUUAGUAUGAGGCAUGCUCUCACAGAACUGCGCGAAUAUGAUUUUUUCGAAAAGUUUUACACGCCGGGGCAUAUUAAUGCCGGAAGUUAUUUUUUCGGAAUGAUUGCUGGAAAUCUAUAUCAUCACAUCUCUCAAAAUAAACUGCACUCCAGCGCGGAAUUGUACUUGUCGAAGGUACUGUAUGUUUUCUUGACAGUACUCUUCUUUUUAAACGGAUUUCUCGUCAUGCUACCUUCGAUACCACAAAAGAAACCUUCGCUAUUUUUAUCGAUUUAUGGUUCGGCUCUGAAGGCCAUAUUUGGCAUUGGACAUGGAAUACUAUUUCUUUACUUCGGUUUCAAAACAAAUUCUAUGAGUGUGGCAUUCCUUCAGCACCCUAUUCUGCGAGUGAUGGGACGGUUGAGCUACAGUAUCUACAUUGUCCAGUAUGCAGUAAUUUAUACGAUCUACAGUAAUAUGAGCAUACCGACCACGUACAGUGGUUUCAACUUGAUCUUCGUCACUUCGGCAGUUCUAUUUAUGUCAUUUUUGAGCGGUGCAAUACUACACCUCGUUGUUGAAGUCCCCUGCGCCACCGUACUUAAAAAAGCAAUCGAUGGAAAAUUAGAUAUCGGCUCCAGGAAGAUAUCUAAAAAACUGCUUUAAUGGGCUUUAAAGGCUUCAAAGGCAAACGAACAGCAGAAUUGUUGAAAACACUGGUUAACUGGCUGUUGGAUAAUGAUUACAGUUAAAGUUAGGUUUUAAAAUUUUACGAUGUGUAUACUAGUCAAUAAACAUAUUAUUAAAAUAGCUUUACUAGUUAAUAAACAGUUGAUUUUUCGAUUUGGUACAUCCCGUUUAGCUUUGAAUGUACCGUUAGUUUCACACAAUUCAAACGACAUCAUUAAACUAUACAGUGGCGGCUCCAGAAGGCAGCCUUAUUCAACCGGAAAGUUAUUUAGUGGAAAUGCUUGCAUAUACAAAUCUUUCGGGAAAAUUCCUUUUGUGAAUCACUAUGUGUUAAGGUCGUAUGCAUUGUAGCUUAUUGAAUCAAUACCAUUGAUGAAUAAAACGGAUACUAGUA
Topomyia yanbarensis is the source of this 2426-nucleotide messenger RNA. RefSeq names its product O-acyltransferase like protein-like. The coding region runs from base 38 to 2008 and encodes 656 amino acids. The transcript has 9 exons. Gene Ontology annotation, molecular function: acyltransferase activity, transferring groups other than amino-acyl groups. NCBI's taxonomy places the organism in Eukaryota, Metazoa, Arthropoda, Insecta, Diptera, Culicidae. The record is from RefSeq and is a predicted model, not a curated record.